This is a messenger RNA of Chara braunii, 2980 nucleotides long. Lineage: Eukaryota; Viridiplantae; Streptophyta; Charophyceae; Charales; Characeae. The record is from the annotation of a GenBank genome assembly.
CUACGAUUGAUGCAAACAUACAACAGUUGAAAGAAACACUGGCCGCGGAAGAAAGGAAGAAAGAAGAACUGGCCAGAAGAAGAGAACAGGAAUAAAGAAGAGGACAAAGUUAAAGAAAUUAGACAGGUGAUUGGAACAGAAACUGGAGAGAAGGCAAACAUGACUCAAAUGUUGUCCGAUGUUAUGACUUACCUUACCUUUYUGGAGGAGAAAAUUGAUAGACAGCAAACUCAGCUAGAUGAKAUUGCUGUAGGAUUACGAACCAUCGCAAAUAUUGUGAAAGGAAAGAAUCAAAUAGAGGGUAAGGAAGAAGAUAAACAAGAAGGAAAAGAAGACGAGAAAGAAGUAAACAAGAUAAUGGGAGAUGCCAUGAAGUYGGUUGGUCCAASAAUUGAGACGCCGACCAAUGGGAAUGGACCACCGAGUCCACCAUCCUCUCCGUCUAACUCUUCUCAUUCGUCUCCUUCUCCCAAGUCUCCUUCUUCGACAACUCCGGGUAAGACAAGUGCRGAACCGGAGAAGCCAAAGAAGAAAGAGAAAGUAAAAAUGAAGUUGCCUUUCACGUUUAGCAAUAAGAAAGAUGAGAGUCUGUUGCUUUGGAUUGUUGAAAUCCAAACGUAUGUGAGCACCGCUUCGGUCGAACCGGAGUCCCAAGUUGCGUUUACCACCUCUUGUAUGGGAGGUGAGGCCAAACAAUGGGUGUUGGCUGAGCCCAACGCCGCGGGUUUUGAAGAGAUUGGAGAGUYGGCAAAAACGUUGACUUUGAAACAGUUCUUGGCCAAGAUCAAGGACYGUUUUCUCGAUAAGACGACGACCAAUAAGGCGUUUGACCUAUUAACGUCGGUUGACCAAAAGCAUUGGACGUCGGUCGAGGCUUUGUCCCGCGAAGUUGAUCGACUGCUGCAGGUUCCAGGAUUGAACCUGCAAAACAGCCAAGCGGCCGACGCCGCGGGAGACAAGGCGGCGCUGCCAGAGCGGCCGGUGAGUGCAGGCAGAUGGGCGCUGCCAAGUUUCAUGCCGGGUGCAUUCCGGGGUCGGAAUGGCGGAGCGAAGUGCGGGGUGAGUGAACCCGGGCGCAAUACGGGGUCGGGUGCUUUCGGCGGUGAGGGUGGCAGCGCUAGGGAGGUCAAACCAAGCAGCGAGUGUUGCGUUUCUUUGAAGCUGCUGCCACCUUGUAGGACGCGAUGGCAAGAGCAAGCGGCAAGGGAGGACUUACCAAUAGGGUGGUACGCUGCCAAUGUUGACAGGGGAAGCAGCAUGAUGGCGGGGGAUGGGAGUCGCCGGGGCAGGGUUGUGAAGACUGCAGUUUACCUGCUGGCUGUCCGUGGCAACCGUCUUAGGACGCGGUCGGGGAAGCAAGGGGAGAGAGGGAGAGGUCGGGACGGGGAGGUCGGGAUGGGAGGCCGGGAUGGGAGGUCGGGACAGGGAGGUCGGGAUGGGAGCUCGGGACCGGGAGGUCGGGAUGGGAGACACGAACAGAGGAGGGAGAGUUGGGACACCCGAUUUUUUUUUGUUUUGUUUUUAUUGUCGCUCGAGGUCGCGGUCGGGAUGAGGGACGGGAAUCGAGAGGGGAAAGGUCGGGAUCGGGUCGACAGGUCGCGGUUGGGAGAGCAAAGGGAGAGAGGGAGAGGUCGGGACGAGGAGAUCGGGACAGGAGAGGAGGGAGAGGUCGGGAUUAGGGAGGGAGAGUUGGGACGAUGUCGAGGUCGGGAUGGGACGGGAGUCGGGAGGUCGGGAUGGGAGACGGGUUGGGACACACUCAGGGGAGCAAAGGAGGAGACAUCGGGAUCAGGGAGUCAGGAGGUCGGGAUGGGAGAUGGGUUGGGACAUGGUCGGGGAAGCAAGGGGAUGGGAGGUCGGGAUGGGAGACGCGAACAGAAGAGGGAGAGGUCGGGAUCAGGGAGGGAGAGUUGGGACAAUGUCGAGGUCAAGAUGGGAUGGAAGUCGGACGCGGUCGGGGGAGCAAAGGGAGAGAGGGACAGGUCGCGGUCGGGAGAGCAAAGGGAGAGAGGGAGAGGUCGGGACGAGGAGAUCGGGACGGGAGAGGAGGGGGUCGGGAUGGGAUGGGAGUCGGGAGGUCGGGAUGGGAGAUGGGUUGGGAUGAGGUCGGGGAAGCAAGGGGAGGGAGGAGAGGCCGGGACGGGAAGGUCGGGAUGGGAGGUCGGAGGAAGGAAGCAGAGGGGGAGAGAGGUCGAGACGGGAAGGAAGGGAAACUGGCAGGGAGAGGUUGUGAUCACGGAGCGAGAUCGGGAGGUCGGGAUGGGAGACGGGUUGGCACAUACUCAGGGGAGCAAAGGAGGGAGACAUCGGUAUCAGGGAGYCGGGAGGUCGGGGGAGACGGGUUGCGACGCGGUCGGGGAAGCAAGGGGAGAGAGGGAGAGGUCAGGACGGGGAGGUCGGGAUGGGAGGUCUGUUUUGUCGAGUGAGGUCGCGGUCGGGAUGGGGAACGGGAACGGUGAAGGGAAAGGUCGGGAUCACGUCGACAGGUCGCCGUCGGGAGAACAAAGGGGGAGAGGGAGAGGUCGGGAUCAGGGAGGGAGGGUUGGGACGAUGUCGAGGUUGGGAUGGGAUGGGAGUCGGGAGGUCGGGAUGGGAGACGGGUUGGGACACACUCAGGGGAGCAACGGAGGGAGACAUCGGGAUGAGGGAGUCGGGAGGUCGGGAUGGGAGACGAGUUGGGACGAGGUCGGGGAAGCAAGGGGAGAGAGGGAGAGGCCGGACGGGGAGGUCGGGAUGGGAGGUAGGCGGAAGGAAGCAGAGGGGGAGAGAGGUCGAGACUGGAAGGAAGGGAAACUGACAAGGAGAGGUCGGGAUCACGAAGCGAGAGUUGGGACGAUGCCGAGGUCGGGAUGGGAUGGGAGUCAGGAGGGAUCUGGGCGUGUGAGACCAGUCGCGAGGAUAUUGGGAUAGGGGACAGGGACAAAGGAAGGAAAGGGGGGGUGUCUAUAUAGGAUACAUGAAAUGAACUGUUUUAGCCUUC